UAUUUCCUGCCAGCACCAAUAGUCAAGGCAGGAUCUGUGUUUGCUGGUUUAGAAAAUGCGGAGACUUCUCUGGAAUUGUUCAUAAUUUUUUGUUAUUUGGUGAUCUGAUUCUUCUGGCUGAAUGCUCUUUCGAAUGUCAAUGCGUAUGACCGUAUUAGAGUGAGCCUGCUAGUCGGGAUUUAAGACUGACUAGGUAAACAUGAGCCUGCACGGUGCCAGUGGAAGCUGUGACCGGUCACGAGAUCGCCGCCGCUCCAGUGACCGGUCGCGUGACUCCUCUCAUGAGCGAGGCGAGGGCCAGCUCACACCCUGCAUCCGCAACGUUACCUCUCCCACACGACAACACACUAGUGAGCGAGACGGUGUCUCAUCACGACCCGGAAGCCCCAGGCCUCAGAGGGUCUCCCCAAGCAGCUCCAGCAGUAGCAGCGGGGUGGCGAGCAGCCGGAACAGCAGCCUGUCCAGCUCAGAGGGCACCUUCAAGGGCAUGGGCGUGGGUGAGAUGGUCUUCAUCUACGACAACGUCAAGGAGGGGGCCCGCAGCAUCCGGACAUCGGAGAGGGUCACGCUGAUCGUGGAUAACACACGCUUUGUAGUGGAUCCCUCCAUCUUCACCGCACAGCCCAACACCAUGCUGGGCAGAAUGUUUGGUUCGGGCAGAGAACACAAUUUCACACGACCCAAUGAGAAAGGGGAGUAUGAGGUGGCUGAGGGCAUCAGUUCCACUGUGUUUAGGGCCAUUCUGGAUUACUAUAAAUCUGGAAUAAUCCGCUGCCCUGAUGGAAUCUCCAUUCCUGAGCUGAGGGAAGCAUGUGACUAUCUGUGUAUCUCCUUCGACUACAGCACGAUCAAGUGCAGGGACCUAAGUGCCCUGAUGCAUGAGCUUUCAAACGAUGGUGCAAGGCGGCAGUUUGAGUUUUACCUGGAGGAGAUGGUGUUGCCACUGAUGGUGGCCAGUGCACAGAGCGGCGAGAGAGAGUGCCACAUCGUUGUGCUGACCGAUGAUGACGUGGUGGACUGGGACGAAGAGUACCCGCCCCAGAUGGGAGAGGAAUAUUCACAGAUAAUCUACAGUACAAAACUCUACCGCUUCUUCAAGUACAUUGAAAACCGAGAUGUUGCUAAAUCAGUUUUGAAAGAACGAGGACUAAAGAAAAUUAGACUAGGAAUUGAAGGCUACCCCACAUACAAAGAAAAGGUGAAGAAGCGUCCCGGCGGUAGGCCUGAAGUCAUCUACAACUAUGUCCAAAGACCCUUCAUCCGCAUGUCCUGGGAGAAGGAGGAGGGCAAGAGCCGCCAUGUUGACUUCCAGUGCGUGAAGAGCAAGUCCAUCACCAAUCUGGCGGCGGCGGCUGCGGACAUUCCCCAAGACCAGCUGGUGGUCCUGCAUCCUGGCCCCCAGGUGGAUGAACUGGACAUCCUCCCCAACCACCCUCCCCCGGGCCACCACUACAGCAACAACUACAACAACGAGCCUGACCCUGACGCUGCCUCGCCUGCACUCUGAAUGCAGACACGCCUCCACCCCCACCCCUCCACCCUCAGCAUGCUGCAGCAUGGAGCGAGAGUGACACCAUAACCGGAUUGCCUUCAGCACCUUCUUCACAGCCUUAGAGCCUCAACUAUGUAGUCUACUGUACAAGGAAGAAAAAAAAACAACAAAGAAAUGAUCAUUAAAAAAAAAAAAAAAUACCCAUGAGACUUUAGAAUACGGGCAUGGGCAGUGCUCUCCUCUUUUCUCUUUUUUUACUUGACCAAAGGAAAUUUAUUUUUUUGUUAAAUGUUUGAAAUUAAAUUAGCAACCUCACUUAUUUUGUAAUUGGGCCUGUUGUUUAUUUUUCAUUAUAUUCCAACUACUAUGGUUUGUAUCAGAGUGUAUCUUAUUUGAGAGGUUUGGGAUGUGACCUGGGUGGUGCCACUGUGUUAUUAAUAUAUUAUUAUUAGUUUUAUUUUGUUCUCUUCAGAUGGAAGCUCUCCCUUAAUCCCAGUUUGAGAAUGUUCCGCAAGACUCCUUUGCACCACACAACCAAAGGAGUUAUUUUUGCCUGCUGUAUGAAUACAGUGUUUAGUUCUUUUUUCCAUGGCAGGACAUGCAUUUGUGGUCAGGAAUCCUCUGUUCAGAGCUUGAGAAUCAUUAUAUAAAUAAAGUUGUAAAACACCA
This is a messenger RNA of Electrophorus electricus (electric eel), 2161 nucleotides long. It is a transcript of the gene btbd10b, whose product is annotated as BTB (POZ) domain containing 10b. The record is from RefSeq and is a predicted model, not a curated record. Gene Ontology annotation, cellular component: cytoplasm. Gene Ontology annotation, biological process: positive regulation of phosphorylation. NCBI's taxonomy places the organism in Eukaryota, Metazoa, Chordata, Actinopteri, Gymnotiformes, Gymnotidae. Gene Ontology annotation, molecular function: protein binding.